AUUUCGGCAAACCUCGUCGCCCAGCCCAAAGCAUCAUUGAUCCGGUUUCUCUCCUUCUUUCCUCUCCUCUUUCUCUCUCUCCUAUCCCCAUAUUUGCUUGCCCUGGCAUCUUUUUCCUCUCCCCUCCAUCCCUUAGUUGUCGAGAGAGUGUUUGCUCUCUCUGAUGAGUCGCGUUUCUGUGCAGGUGCUACGGCAAUUCUAGUCGACACCUGUUUUUAGUGAUCUACCCGUACGUCUCCUUUGCUCUUUUUGACUUCGACCACCAGGUCUCGAGACCACCCGUCCACUAACUAUUGCGCGGGCAGACUUUAGAUUGCUUGUUGUCUUGACCUUUGGAGCUGAUAAACUGCUCUUAUCUUUUUUUCUGCUAAAUCUUUGUUACACGCCCUCGCGUGUUUUUUUUCCUUUUUCUCCAUUUUUUUAACAGCCGAGCUUGAAGACGG
Aspergillus wentii DTO 134E9 is the source of this 443-nucleotide messenger RNA. RefSeq lists its product as uncharacterized. The record is from RefSeq and is a predicted model, not a curated record. Lineage: Eukaryota; Fungi; Ascomycota; Eurotiomycetes; Eurotiales; Aspergillaceae. The annotation marks the transcript as partial. The transcript has a single exon.